Messenger RNA from Paracoccidioides brasiliensis Pb18, 834 nucleotides. RefSeq lists its product as uncharacterized. The coding region runs from base 1 to 834 and encodes 277 amino acids. The record is from RefSeq and is a predicted model, not a curated record. The transcript has 3 exons.
AUGCUGUCUCAGACUACCUGUGCACCGCUGCUGAUAGCGCUAGCAGUCGUCGUUCUUCCGUCCUCUGGAUUUUCAUUUUCCAAACGUGCGGAGGCAACGAAAAUCACCACUCCUCACACCGGCGAUAGAAUCACGACGGGAAUUGACCUGGAAAUCCGAUGGGAAGGUAACCCUUCGGACAGACCAGUCAGCCUCGAACUCCGAAAGGGUUUGUCCCAUAAUAUCACCACAGUUCACGCGAUUUCAAGUGAGACUCCCAAUAACGGUUCCUAUCGUUGGCGAAGUCGUGAUGACCGUUUUCUUCGCGCUUCAUAUGGCAAAGAAUUGCCAGACGUGCCCAUUAGCGGCUGCGAUUAUGUAAUUGCUCUCCGCGAAGCCCAGACAGUUAUUCAUUCCGACUAUUUUACAAUCGUAAAUCUUAAUGAUGAUGGUUUAAACCCGAAUAUUCCAUGUCCCGGUAAUUCAGGCCCCCCAAAAAACGAAGGGGGAUCUGGCAGUAAAAGUUCGCCAAACCUGGAUACUUCUCCUAAUAAUAACGGAUCCGUCGCUCCGGAAGGCGUCACCACAGGCGCCCUUGCGGGUGCAGUUGGUGGAGCCGCCGGAGGUCUCAUUUUCAUUUUCACUGCCAUCCUCUUUUUUGGUCGACGAGGGAAUUGGUUUAUCAGAGAGGAAUACAUUCAGAAGCUGGUUGAGAUGAGAGUAUUUGAACUGCAGCCUAUAAUGGCUCCUGUUCAGCCUCCUCCAGAACAAUAUAUACAGUCCCCUUUCACUUAUGCAGAGCUUAGUGGGCAUCACACGCAUCAGUUACUUGACGGAACUCCAAAGAUAAAAUAG